Lobosporangium transversale is the source of this 1828-nucleotide messenger RNA. RefSeq names its product peptidase family C78-domain-containing protein. Lineage: Eukaryota; Fungi; Mortierellomycota; Mortierellomycetes; Mortierellales; Mortierellaceae. Bases 55 to 1752 code for a protein of 565 amino acids. The record is from RefSeq and is a predicted model, not a curated record. The transcript has 3 exons.
AAAAAAACAAAGACUAACAGCGCAGCAUUGUCACUAAAAGCAUCGGCGAUUUCCAUGACAUCAACAAACGACAAUGAGGCAUACUCUUGUCCCAUGUGCCACGAACCCUUUAUUGGUAACCUCGCUGCUUUCGAGAGCCAUGUCCAAGGUCAUUUUGAAGACUCUACUUUGUCAGGAACAUAUACUCCCCCCGGAUUCUUGGAUGAACCCGAAAACAAAACGGCUACCAUAACCGCAGCCUCCUUAUAUGAUAUUUAUGACCAAACCUCAUCCAUUUCCCCCUUCACAGUUGAGUGCGAUGCUCCCGGCUGCGGCAUGAUGGUUAAUUUCGAAGAAAUGGCAGAACAUACAGACAGGCACCUAGCAAUGCGGAUUCAGGAUCAAGAAAGCGCAGCUAUAUUUGAAGAGGUAAAUAAUAAUUCCACAAAGCGAUCAAGAGGUCAUUCACCCAAUAUAUCAAGUGUGUUCAAUAGUGCAAAGAGAUCACAGGGUGAUCCAUUUACUGUAAAAACCACACCCACUGUCCAGUCAAGAAAGAAGACUAUACCAAUAGGACAGGCAACUAUGGAUGGAUUCAUCACGCGUAGCACGCGAGACCAAAUGCCUUCCAAGAAUCAAAUAGAGUACAAACAACCUCAACCACAGAAUACAUUUGCCUCUAUUAGUCGGACAGACCAGACAGAGCAAAUGAAUAAUGUCACUGGAAUCAAGGGCUUAAUUGCGAAAACGAGAUUGUUGCUUGAUAUUUCACUGGAUCAAGGUUUCACCAAACAAGCAUAUUUGGCUGAUCCAUCUGUACUCUUUUGUCAGGGCGAUAAAACUGAUCGUGGCUGGGGAUGCGGCUACCGAAACGUACAAAUGAUGUUAUCCUAUGUAGCCCAGCAAGCGGCGCCUCAUUCUACACCUACAUCUACAUCCACAUCCACAUCUACAUCCACAUCUACCUCUACUACUCCCUUGGCUUCCGACCACAUUGAUAUUCCUUCUAUUCCAGAUCUACAGAAACAGCUAGAAUAUGCUUGGGCCGCUGGUUUUGACCCGGCUGGGGCCAAUCAAUUGGGGCACAGAGUCAAGGGCACUCGAAAAUGGAUUGGCACUACAGAGGCCUGGUCUAUCUUGUGCUCCCUCGGCAUUCGAUGCCACAUUCUCGAUUUUCAUACGCCUACAGGUCCUAAUAGUUCACAUCCCGUCAUGCUCUCAGCAGUGCUUAACUACUUCCGAACGCCUGAUUGGUCUCCUCUAACGGCUCCAGAACUGCAUAGAGUCGUAGAUUAUGAGCUGCAUGAAGAAGGCCCCAAAAUCAUCCAGACACAUAAACCACCACUGUAUAUGCAACAUCAAGGCCAUUCACGUACCGUCAUUGGGAUAGAGAUCUUGGCAACCGGAGAAUUGAAUUUACUGGUCUUUGAUCCUGGACGAUGGCUUCACAAGGCCAUCCCGAUGUUACAAAACCAACAAGUCUCUAGAGCUCAUUCGCAAACCUUGGGUACCAAAGUGAGGACAAAGGAUGGUUUAUUGGAUGCACAAUAUUUGCUCAAGGCAUUCCGGCUUCCAGUGAGCGUGGGAAUAUCUAAAUCGCAGUAUCAACUGCUUGGUAUAUCUGGCCUGUAUCAGGAAAAACCACACCCAAGUCAAGCACCACGUGACCGGAUCAGACUUCAACUCUGCACGAGAAACCCAUCGCUUUCUAUCGGUUGGGAUGAUGAAGAAGCUGAGCAGAGUAAACUCGUAAGCAGCACUCGUGUCCCUUGAACUGUCGGGACGUGCUACAUCACUUUCUUUAUUUAGUAUCAAUAUAUCCAUUGUAUUUCUAAAUAUUAAAAGGCAG